Pelobates fuscus (common spadefoot toad) is the source of this 1451-nucleotide messenger RNA. It is a transcript of the gene CHP1, whose product is annotated as calcineurin like EF-hand protein 1. Bases 103 to 690 code for a protein of 195 amino acids. Gene Ontology annotation, biological process: positive regulation of sodium:proton antiporter activity. Gene Ontology annotation, cellular component: plasma membrane. The transcript has 7 exons. Lineage: Eukaryota; Metazoa; Chordata; Amphibia; Anura; Pelobatidae. The record is from RefSeq and is a predicted model, not a curated record. Gene Ontology annotation, molecular function: calcium ion binding.
CCCAUGCUAGGCCCCGCCCCCUCAUUGAAAUAGGCCGAGUGUUCCAGCCGCUGGCAGAGGUGGUUAAGGUGGAGCUGGUAACAGGAAGUGUCUGCCUUCACCAUGGGCUCCAGGUCUUCUACAUUACUGAGGGACGAGGAGAUCGAUGAAAUCAAGAAGGAGACCGGCUUUUCACAUAGCCAGAUAACACGUCUAUAUAGUCGUUUCACCAGUCUUGAUAAAGGAGAAAAUGGAACAUUAAGUCGAGAAGACUUCCAGCGGAUACCAGAGCUGGCAAUCAAUCCUCUGGGUGAUCGAAUUAUCAAUGCAUUUUUUAUUGAAGGAGAGGACCAGGUAAAUUUCCGUGGGUUUAUGAGAACGCUGGCUCAUUUCCGGCCAAUAGAAGAUAAUGAAAAGUCCAAAGAUGUGAGCAGUCCAGAACCUCUGAACAGUCGAAACAACAAACUGCUGUUUGCUUUUCGACUAUAUGACCUAGACAAAGAUGACAGGAUCUCCAGAGAUGAGCUUUUGCAGGUCCUGCGCAUGAUGGUGGGAGUAAAUAUAUCGGAUGAUCAGUUAGGAAGCAUUGCUGAUCGUACUAUUCAGGAAGCCGAUCAAGAUGGAGAUGCCGCUAUUUCAUUUUCAGAAUUUGUCAAGGUUUUGGAGAAAGUUGACGUCGAGCAGAAAAUGAGCAUUCGAUUCUUACACUAAUCUCGAAGACUGGACAUCACGCUGUAAAAACAGCUUUUUCUCAAACUUUGCACAGUCCAAUCCUAUAAUGUUUUGUGACAUUACUUACGGAAAACUCUAGUUCAUUAGACAGUACGAAAAUCACGUAAUUUGACAAAGAAAGACGUGCUGCUUAUUUAAUCAUUAAAAAAAAAAAAGUAUAGGGUCUCACUCUAAUUAUUAUACUUUGCUAACUUGUUGUUUUUAUCCUAAGAUACCCAAUUUGAAAAUUUCUCUGUGAUUAUACCAUGCUGGUAAGUGGCAGAAAAUCAUAGGGGUCACUUUCCAGAAAGUUGAGAAUCAAGAGUCAUACCUGUUUGUUUGAUGGUGAGCAGGGAGGGGGGGUAGUAUUUUAUAAUGUGUGUUCUGUUCUAAAAGGUUGUGCAAAAAUGUUAGGCAAUAGGAGUCACCAAAGAAAUGUGCCUGUUGCUUCCGCAGGUUUCAUGGUGAUUGCCCUACUUAUCGUAAUUUAGACCAAUUUUUAGAACCAAACACUUUUCUAAAUCUCUGGGGUAGACAUGCUUAAUGAUAUAGCUGGUGGGGUCAAAAUAUCAUCUCUGCUUUCUAUAUCCUUGUAUCGAGACCUCUGUCACCCCGUUUCUGCCACACCAAGACCAGAUGGUAAAUUGUGUAUUAACUAAACCUCUAAGGAGGUACUGAUGUUUUGGACAGAUUAAUAUUUUAAUGUAAUGUAACUAUAAAAUAAUGUAAGAUAUUGCUAAAAUAAAGAUGUAUGCAUCCUA